AUGUCCAAUGCCACACAUCAUAGCCAUGAUGCACCACCAGCAUCGUUCGCUCCUCCAGAACCUCUACCCAACCGCUUCUCCGCGACUCAACAUCUCUUUCGUCAAACCAUCUCUCACUCUCAACGACGAACUCUUUGCCAAACCCUUGUUGAGGCAGAAACCGAUUUGAGAGCAUACCGGGCUUCGAUUAAUCAAUUGAAGACAACUAUCAUUGUGUUAGAGACGAGAAGGGAUGCCUUAGAGGCGACUGUGGCGAAAUAUCGGACAUUGUUAUCACCGAUUCAUCGUAUGCCACCGGAGAUAUUGACCCAUAUCUUCUCGUUCUGCUGCGAAGAAAAUCUCUUGUCAAAAACAAAUCCACCGGCCGUCAUUACCCUGUCUGCUGUAUGUGGACGCUGGAGAGAGAUUACUUUGGCCGUACCCCGCCUGUGGUGGACGAUUUCCAUUUGUAUCGGUGAUUGGUAUCCUCGCAGUGAGGGUUCCUCGUUCGGCCAUGAUUUGUCCCAUCUACUCGAAAUAUUUAUGGAACGAUCGAAGGAGGGACCAUUGCACCUGGAAUUUAGUGAAUUCUACCACGAAUCACACAUACGUGCUCUCGAGGCUGAGCUUAACUGCCUUUUGCAUGAAUCUAAUCGCUGGCGGAGUUUGACAUUCCCCGGGGGAGGGUGUUCUCACCUUAGCGAACUACCAUCCCCAUUUCGACGUCUUCGAGGACGUCUCUCAACCUUGCAACACUUGCACCUGGAUUUUGGAAGUUGGAACAGCGAAGAAUCAAGUUUGAUUGCCUCUGAUUUUGCCCUCUUCAGCGAAUGUACCUCCCUCAGCUCCCUCAACAUAUAUCGCGGGUUUCGCCUCAACCCCGAAUUCACGUACAAUUUUCCAUGGUCACAGAUUCGAUCAUUAGAGCUAUUAGACUGCCAGUCCUCGCAUGCGGUACAAAUCAUGGCACUUUGUACCAAUAUUCAGGAAGUGGAGCUGAGCCGCGUAAACGAUUUAUUAGAGACUGACCCCUUUCAAGCUGUCACUCUUCCGGAACUGCGUUCCAUGUCUGUUGAAGGUUGGAAGGACCAUGCAUCGUCCUUAUUUCAAUCCUUCACCCUCCCGUCUCUAUCGUUCCUCAAAAUUGGUGUUUGUUCCCAUUCGACACACUGGGUCCCAGAUGUUAUGGCAACGUUCCUUCUUCGUUCAUCGUGUUUCAUCACAUCAUUCUCGUUAGCGUCGGCUACCCUCUCCGACUCAGAGAUAGUCAACCUCCUUAUCCUCAUGCCAACGCUUACUGAGCUCUCCGUCGAAGAAUGCGAAACUUUGUAUAGCGAGGACUUCACACUGCAGCCACGCAAGAACAAAAUUGUCACAAAAAGGUUCUUGGAAAACCUCGUCAUUGACACAGGGUACAAACCCCGCACUCUCCUUCCUCAACUAGCUGACCUCUCCUUCACCGCUUUUCCACUCGAACCUGAUACUCGACGAAUUCUCGAACGGGCGCUUGCAUCGAGGCUUCCUACUAUACGCGCAUUCACCCUCAUAGUCGUGGUCUCAGGGGUAAUCGAACAGGAACCGGAUUUGUCGGAUUACGAUUCGUUGUGGUGUUUUAGAGACGCAGGGGUGCGGAUCCAUCGUUCGUUCACGACAUCCAUUUACUGGUGA
This is a messenger RNA of Marasmius oreades (fairy-ring Marasmius), 1647 nucleotides long. RefSeq lists its product as uncharacterized. The transcript has a single exon. NCBI's taxonomy places the organism in Eukaryota, Fungi, Basidiomycota, Agaricomycetes, Agaricales, Marasmiaceae. The record is from RefSeq and is a predicted model, not a curated record. Bases 1 to 1647 code for a protein of 548 amino acids. Gene Ontology annotation, molecular function: protein binding.